GAGGUAGAGUGGCAUCUAGUGGUGUUGAAGAGGGAAUUGGUGGAAGGUAGAGUAAGUAAAGUAAGGAUGUGUGUUACGGUUGGUUAACGAGUUAAUGAAUCUUCAUCGCAUCAUCUUCUUCUGCAUCCGAACCCUAACAACAAACCCCUUUUGAAACAGUGAAUCCGAACAGAAUCAAUGGAGUCAUCCAAUGAGCAACAAAACAUGAUGGUCUCUUCCUUCCUCGAAGUCGCUCAAGGCCAAACCGCUGAGACUGCGCGCCAGUUCCUCCAGGCUACCAGUUGGAAACUCGAGGAGGCUCUUCAACUGUUUCUGAUAGGCAGUGAAGUUCCGCCUCCGUCAUCGCCUUUGGAAAACGUUGAUUCAUGGACUGAUCAACCUUCCAGUGAACCCAGGAAGGACACUGCCAAUGAAAGUGUUGCUGAAGAAGUGCGCCCUCCCUUACCUGUAAUAAGGGAAACUCUUUAUGACGAUGCAAUGCUGUAUGGCACAUCAAGGAUUGGACAUCGUUCACAAGAACCAAGCUCCCUAAUUGCAUUUCGUAACUUUGAAGAGGAGAUGAGACGUCCAGGGGUUUGGGAGUCAGAGCAAGGUGCUGCUUCUACGGCAGAGAGUUCUAGGGAUAAUCUUGCUUCACUUUAUCGCCCUCCAUUUCAUCUAAUGUUCAAUGGUCCUUUUGAUAAGGCAAAAGAUGCUGCUUCUGUACAGGACAAAUGGCUGUUGGUGAACAUACAAUCUACCAAGGAAUUCAGUUCACAUAUGCUUAAUAGGGAUACAUGGGCCAAUGAAGCUGUUUCUCAGACCAUUAGUACAAACUUCAUAUUCUGGCAGGUAUAUGAUGAUACAACUGAAGGCAGAAAAGUCUGCACUUAUUAUAGACUGGAUUCAAUUCCCGUUGUGCUUAUUAUAGAUCCCAUCACUGGCCAAAAGAUGCGCUCCUGGUGUGGAAUGGUUCAACCAGAAAGCUUAUUGGAAGGCCUACUAGCAUUUCUUGAUGCUGGUCCAAAGGAUCAUCACAUUACCUUGUCUCACAAGCGUCCUAGAGGAAGUUCUAGCCCACCAAAAACUAAAGCUGUGGUAGAUUCAGACGGAAAUAAAGAGGAGGAUGAGGAAGUUCAAAGAGCUCUGGCAGCAUCAAUGGAAAGCAUGAAAGAAUCAACCGCAAUAGCUGGACGAGACAAUAAAGAUGCAGAUGUUGCAGUGAAUGGGCAAGAAACAGCUGUGGCUAAAAGGCCCACAUAUCCAACCCUGCCUGAAGAACCCAAGGCUGAAAGAAAUCUCCUAUGCAGAGUUGGGGUUCGACUUCCAGAUGGACGCCGGGUUCAACGUAACUUCUUACGCUCCGACUCUAUUCAGUUGUUAAUCUCUAUUAGCGGAGUGUAGCGGACCCUCAAAACGCCAUCGCGGGAUAGCACAUAGGGGAUUGCCGCUAUUUUAAAGUUUUUCAUAUGGAUAUAAAGUAUAUACAUAUGUAGAUAAUUAUGUAUAUAAUAAUGCUAAACAAAUAUGCAUAAAUAGCAUGAGGUAGGACUGUAGAAUCAUAGAAUAGAGAGAAGAAAGGAAGUGGCUUUUGUUAGAGAAGUCAUCCUAAAUGAGUGAGUGUGCUGGAUUGGAGAUUGUUGCAAAGCAGAAAUGAGAUAUAGAUGGGAGGAGGGAGUAUCGAACAAAGAAGGGGGAGAAGAAAAACAGUGUAGGAAAAGCAGGGUUUUGUCAUGUGUCUCUAGUUGCAAAGCAGAAGGGCAAUAGAGAUGAGAGGAAUGGAUGUCGAAGAGAUAAAGAAAGAAAAAAACCCAGAGAAAAGUGGGGUUAGGUCUGAAAACUGAGAAGAUAAUUUUGCCCUUAAAAAAAACCUAAAGAUUGUCAUUAUAAGGGCAAAAAGGGAAAGUCAGCUUAUUACUUAAAUAUAAAAACACAUUUUUACCCUUAAAAAAUCCUAAAACUCUUUCACUUUGAGGGUAGAAAAGGAAAGUUAAUAUCUUUCCCUGUGAUGGCACUAUUGCACCAUGAAUGGCCGCAAUUUGGGCUGCAAAUACAGCCGCCGUUGGUCGUGAUGGCCGCAACAGCAAAAACGCACCACUAUGCCAGAUCUGUAGUGGCCAAAGGAACUAUGCUUUAUUCCCUUUUACAAUUUUAUAACUGCCUAUGUUUUGAUCAUACAUUAUUGUGAAAUGGUGGAUGUUGUGGAUGUAUGUGAUACUGGUCUCUGGAAAAAUGGAAUUAUUAUAAUUAGGUUUAAAUACUAUUUUAGUCCAGAUACAAAAGCUGUAUUUUUUGUUUGGUCUUUGCACCAAAAAGUUUGUAAAUAAGUUCCUAUAUGAAAAAACAUUUUCAAAAUA
Molecule: messenger RNA, 2336 nt
Organism: Abrus precatorius (Indian licorice)
Lineage: Eukaryota; Viridiplantae; Streptophyta; Magnoliopsida; Fabales; Fabaceae
Product: plant UBX domain-containing protein 7
Exons: 10
Coding region: 178-1383 (401 amino acids)
Biological process (GO): proteasome-mediated ubiquitin-dependent protein catabolic process
Cellular component (GO): nucleus
Molecular function (GO): ubiquitin binding
Source: RefSeq, a predicted model, not a curated record